GAAUUGCGCAUCGAUCCGGCACUGCCGUCCACUGAGAAGUUCAGCUCAAUGUUUGUGAACAGGAUUGGUAGCCGAGUGGCAUUGGGAAGCGCGCAGUCAGUGUUUGUCAUCGAAAUGCCCAACGAUUUCUGGUGCCGACAGCCUCUUUCGAUGCAAAAGGGUUGGAAGUUGCAUCAGAUCGGCACAUGGUACGAUCGAUAUCCUGAAAAUUCGUUGGUGCUGGAAGGAUCGAUAUGA
Messenger RNA from Gongylonema pulchrum, 237 nucleotides. Lineage: Eukaryota; Metazoa; Nematoda; Chromadorea; Rhabditida; Gongylonematidae. The record is from the annotation of a GenBank genome assembly.